Molecule: messenger RNA, 1137 nt
Organism: Heterocephalus glaber (naked mole-rat)
Lineage: Eukaryota; Metazoa; Chordata; Mammalia; Rodentia; Bathyergidae
Gene: Inafm1
Product: InaF motif containing 1
Source: RefSeq, a predicted model, not a curated record
ACGGGGCUCUCCACCCGGGUAUUGGGCAGGGUCACAAUUAGUGUGGGUCAGAAGGCCGUGUUGGAGUCAGGGCUAGACUGGAGUGGAAAGGCUGGAAGGGAAAGAGGGCCAGGUUCGGAGGCUGGAGUUGAUAGUCCCAAGCGUAGAAAGGGGAGUUAGGGUUGAGGCUGAGUGGGGCUAGGGCACGAGGCAAGCUUGAACCUGGAAAGGGGGCGGGAGAGGAGGCGGGGCUAGAUGCUUGGAUGAAGUCUGAGGCCGCAAAGUUGGCGCACCUCGGCGCGGAGAGAAAAGUCGGAGGGUGGAGCUAAAUCCAGGGGCGGGGCCAGAGGGGCAGGGUUAGAACGCCUUAGUGGCGGGCCUGAGGGGGCGUGGUCAGACGCGGAGGCGGGUCUCCCUGCGAGGGCGGGGCGGUCCCGCAGCGGGGCUGAGUGGGCAGCGGCGAUGCGGGGCACGAGCUGCGUGGGCGGCGGUGGCGAGAGCCCCGGUGGCGGGGGGCUAAGCGAGGGUCCGCGGGGCCGCUGGCUGCGCCUGGCCCCUGUCUGCGCCUACUUUCUCUGCGUCUCUCUGGCCGCCGUGCUGCUCGCCGUGUACUAUGGUCUCAUCUGGGUCCCCACGCGGCCCCUUGCAGGUCCUGCCGGUCCCCUGCCCAGCGUGCCGCCCGCCCCGUGUGCCGCCCCGCCAGGCGUGCCGCCCGCCCCCGUCCCCGCCCCAGCUGCCGCCGCUGCCUGCCUGCUGGGAGCCCCGGGCGAGCCGAGGCCCCCACUUGAUCUGCCGCGCAGUCGCCGCCGCCGCCACAGCGGCCCUGGGCGCCGCCCCCGCCGUCCGCCACCGAGAGAGAAGCCCGAGGCCGCGGGGGGCCGAGGACCCGGGUAACCCCCUUCUUACCCCAAUGGUCCCCACCACGCCGCCGUCCUCAGGGCCAGGCUUGCUCUUGGUGACAUCGCCCGGCGUUUCCAGAGCCAUCACCCUGAAGGAGUGGGCCGGUUGCUGGCCCUGGGCCCCUGUGACAGCUCCUCCAUGGUCAGGCCGGCGAUCCUGAUCUCUGCCUCCGACCCCCGCCCCCUAGGAUGCUGAUCAGAGCCACUCUGUCCUCUCCAGUUCUCGUGUCUGUCUGCAAUAAACUCCAGCCCAGCCGCC